Carcharodon carcharias (great white shark) is the source of this 3420-nucleotide messenger RNA. RefSeq names its product otoancorin-like. The transcript is spliced from 27 exons. The record is from RefSeq and is a predicted model, not a curated record. The coding region runs from base 1 to 3420 and encodes 1139 amino acids. Gene Ontology annotation, biological process: cell-matrix adhesion. Gene Ontology annotation, cellular component: cell surface. Lineage: Eukaryota; Metazoa; Chordata; Chondrichthyes; Lamniformes; Lamnidae.
AUGCAACCAAACUUCUGGAUCUGGCUGGUCUUCCUGAGUCUUUGCCAAGCUGGGUUCACUGUUGGUGAAGGUCCAGGCGAAAAUUUACCAGCUGACUUGAGACAAAUACUGGAUAAGUUGUUGGAUGGGAAAUACAUAGAAGGAACUAUCGAAGCACUCGAAUACCUCAGGGAUAACUCUGUUACUAAAUAUUAUGCAGACAUGCUGCGAUAUCUUCAUUCAAAGGAGUCUAGUUUGCAUACACUUCAGAAUUCAUUCUCCAAUUAUUUCAGAGAAAUCGUCCUUCAGCCGAGGCAACUGGCCACCGACCUACAGCAGAUGGACACCUCGACCUUCUUACUCAGCAUAAAAUAUUUCUACAGUGGCAAGAUCAUAGAGGUUGGGGCAACUGCAUUCACCACUAUUGAUUUUGGGCACAUUAAAAAACAGAUAAUGCAGAUACCCGGAGGGAACCGUUCUCUCUUUGAGACCAGCUGGCAGAAGUGUUUACCAUUGAUCAGCUCCUCUUGGUGUUUGGAGCUGUUGAUCAUGGAACUGAGAAUGUCUUCAGCCAUCUACCUGCAACCAGAGAUGAUUGUGAACAUGCCAAAAGAUCUUCAAGAAGAGACUUUUAAAAAUAUAACAAUUGUUUUUAAGGAACUCUAUGACAAAAUGACUGCCCGUACACAAAGAGCGAUAUAUGAAUGGAUGAGGCAGAGCCUGCAGCAAUCCUAUAAACCACCUGGGGCAAGUGGAAGAGAAUCGUGGAUCACUGCGGAGAACCUGUGGUUUUUGGGGAGAUACAUUGUCCACCUCCCUCUAGAAGAGAUCCAGAAGAUCAGUCUCAAUGAGAUUCGACUGUUCAUUAAUUAUGACAAUGCAACAAAGCAACUGGAUUCGGUGUAUGACAUCACACCAGCUACUGCCAAAGCUUUCCAGGAAAGAAUUGAUGCCAGUGGAUUUGACAUGGCCAACACGUCCACGGUGUACAGACUGGGUCUUCUGGUCUGUUUCUUCGAUAAUGUCCAGGAGCUGGAUGCUGGAGAGGCUCGCAGCUUGCUCCACCAGAUGAUUAAGUGCAACCGACUCAAGGGGUUCCAAGUAGCUGUGAGGAAGUUAAAAUCUCAGCUCCUUGAAUUGGUCCUGAAAAAUCAAACCCUGAAUGAAACGUUGGACUCCAUCUCCGAUACAAUUGCAGGACUGUCCUUCACGCAGCUCGAGUCACUGUCCACACAAGCAGUGCGGAGCGCUAUCUCUGUCCUAAGGACAGUGACUGGAUGGACAAAGAGCCAGAUGAUCAUCCUUGUUGACAAAUUUAUUGGAGACAAUAAGCAGUUGUCACUCUUUAACAUCAGCCAGUUAGGUGAGUUGGUGUUGGGAGUCAGUGCAGACGUGUUCUAUAACACCAGCGUUGAUGAUCUGACUCAGGCGGUGAAAGGCACACUGUCUGAUCACGCAGCAAAGCUUUCAGCAGCCCAACGAUUGGCUGUGGUCACCAAGAUUGUUGAAACCAGGGAUAUCUCCUCAGUGCUGGAUCUGUUGAAUGGGUCCUUCUUGAAAGAGUUGCCCCUCUCCAGCCUGCUUAAAGCAAAGAACUACAACAUUACCCAGCUUGACCACAAGGGGUUUAGGAGAAGUCAGGCUUUGUUUCUUUACAAUGUGGUAUCUGAUGAGAAGCCUGUAUAUGAAAUAAUCAGUUUUGGGGAGUUAGUGAAAGGUUUAACCUGUGAACGUAUCGAAUCCUUGGACAACACGAUGUUUCUCACAGUUGCUGAACUGUUAGAAAGUAACCUAAACCUUCUGUCAUCCCAUCAGCUGAACUGCCUGGCAUGGAAGUACCAACAAGAAAUGCCCAAGAUGAUGCCUCCUCUUCUCCUCGCAACCCUUCCCAUUGCUGUUCUGGAGAAUGCUGCUCAAUCCGUUUGCAGACCAUUGUUAUUCAGCCUGGGCAGAGCUGAACUACCUUUAAUAAUUCCUGACUCCACAAAAAGGAAUGAGGUGAUCAGAAGAGCGCUGCAGUGUCUGAAUUACACGUUACAAGAUGAAUAUGAUGUGGACAUCUUGGGCAGAAUGAUUUGCAAUCUGUCGCCACAGAUCAUCAAGACAAAUAUAUCCCUCAAAGCACUGACGGAAGCAUUCAUGCAGUUCAGGUCCUGCAGGAACCUCAGCAAUGACCAGAAAAUAGAAGUCCGAAAUAAAAUUAGAGAAUAUUAUGGGAAUCCCAUUGCCUGGGAACCUGAAUUGAUACAGGAUCUGGGACCUUUAGUUGCACUCUUGCUAAAGGAAGACCUGACCAUUCUUGCUGAAAAGUGCAGUGUGCUGUACACUCCACCAUCACAUUGUUUUAAAUCCCAGUGUGGUUCAGAGUUCAGAAGUGCUGACAUGUCAUCCCCGUUCUGUCUCCCUGCAGAUUGUCACGGUGUUCGAGCACCUUCUUUUGAUCACAUACUCAAGCUGGCUGAUGCCAACGCCUACUGGUCAGUCCAGGAGCUAAACUGCAUGUCUAUUCAGACUUUUGUUAAAAGUGUUGAGCUCCUCGGUGCCCUGAAGAGUUUUAAUAUGAUACAGCUCACCGCUCUAAAGGACAAAGCCAAGAUGGCUUGGGGCCCAGUUGAAAGCUGGAAGAAAUACCAGGUCGUCGCACUUGGACGAAUUGCAUUGGCUUUAAGUGAGAGUGAAAUCAAAGAGCUGGAGCUUGGUUCCAUCAACACUAUCACUGUCCUGAGCCAACAGACAGAAUGGACUCCGAUGCAGGCUAGAUCUAUCUUGGAAGGCUUUCUCCAAGAUUCUGGUCUGACUGUUGAUACUAUGAAGGGAUGGGACCUGGUUGGAUCAGGGACCUUGCUGUGUGCCAUGAAUGACCAUGAAGUCAGCUCUUUGAGUGCUGCCACCUACAGUGCUGCAGCUGCAAGGAUUGGUGAGAUUGCCUGCAAAGUGGAGGUCCUCCAGGAAUUGUUGAAGAAAGCGAGAAAUGGUUUUGGAAAUGUCGAUGAUUGGUGCAACUUCAUUCUCCAGGAGGUUGGAACAAUAGCAGCUGGGAUGAGCAAAGAAGAGAUAAGAAUCCUGAAUGACGACCUGAUGCCCUACUUUCAGCCAGCGGCAAUAGCUGCUCUGCCCAGUGAAGUAUUUAAAGAGUUUUCCCCAAAACAGCUAGAAAACCUUGGACCUGAGAAUGCAGCCGCUGUCACAGAGUCUCAGAAAGCUGCACUGAGCCCAGAACAGAUUUCCAGCCUGCAGGCAGCCAUGGAUGGAGCUGGCUUAGUUGAGAUGCUGACCUCUGCUUCCCCAGUCAUAGAUAGUGAGUUUGUUCAACUGUUCAUGGUGGAAAUUGCCUCUUACUUUGGAUUGCCUAUACCAUCGUGUAUUUUAUUGCCUGAGGACCAACUUACUGAUGAGGACCACUGUUCCAAUGCACAACGUUUGUCCAUUGUAACCAUUUAA